AUGCAAACACGUAAAAUCCAACGUAUUCCUGACUAUUAUCAAUAUUUAAGCGGACAAAAACAACUUCCAUUACAACUACAGCAACAACAACGUCCACCUCAUUCAACGAAUGUAAAGAGGAAUAAUAACAAUGAUAAUAAACUAGCACAAAUAAAAACAAUCUGUCAACGAAUUAUUAUAUCGAAAAUUAACGUUAAUCGAAAGAAUACAGCUGAUCAAAUAUGUGAAAAUGAACAAAUUGCAGAUAAACUAUUUAGUUAUAUUCAAAGAAACUUUAAGGUCAGUUUGAUUUUUCUAUUUAAGCAUUUUCGAGAUAUUGAUGUUAAAAUUAAAACGUUGAACAAAAUUAUAACAAUCAGUGAUUUACGUUUUCAUAUUUAUCGUGUUAAUGGCAAAUCGUAUAUUACUGAAUCAAUGCAAAAAAAUGAAACAGCAUGUAAGCACUUUUUUGGUUUAUCAUUUGUUACAUCCGUUCGUGUUUUGCCAUUAACAUGA
Molecule: messenger RNA, 495 nt
Organism: Didymodactylos carnosus
Lineage: Eukaryota; Metazoa; Rotifera; Eurotatoria; Philodinida; Philodinidae
Source: the annotation of a GenBank genome assembly